This is a messenger RNA of Klebsormidium nitens, 2973 nucleotides long. Lineage: Eukaryota; Viridiplantae; Streptophyta; Klebsormidiophyceae; Klebsormidiales; Klebsormidiaceae. The record is from the annotation of a GenBank genome assembly.
AUGUCCCGGUCUCUGGCGGAAAGCUUUGAGCGGGUGGAGAAGACCAUGUCGUUGGGGGCCACUUUCCGGCAGACGUCUCCCGAUCGGGUGGGCAUCUCCGCAAAGGCCCCGCAGGCAACGGCUAAAGAAGUGGUCCUGAAGCGGCAGCUUUCAGACCUCUCAAAGGAGUUCAAUGCCCUGGACAAGCAGCAUAACAAGGCUACUACGAAGCUGGACGAGGUUCUAGAAGAGGUGAAGCGGCUGCGCGCCUGUCACGAUGACAAGGAGAAGGAGGCCCUGUCUCUACGAAGGGCACUGGAGCGGCUCCGCCUCGAUAAGGAGGAGGAGAGCGCCGCCCUUGCGACCGACAAGGCCUACAUCUGCAAGCUGGAGGCCAAGGUGGCUGCCCAGGCAACAAGCCUGGAGCAGCUCGAGAAGCACUCAGCGCUGCGUGCACGCAACAAAGAGCUGCAGGAGAGUGUCCAGAGCUUGCACGCCGUGCUGGCGUCGACCGAGGCGGAGCUGGGGAGCCGGAACGAAGAGAUUGAGAAGCUGCACAUCGCGUUGAAGGUGCGGGCGGAGGACCUGCGGAAGGGCGGCUUGUCCGACUCGAAGCCGAGCCUGCUGUUGGAGCUUGCCAACGAGCAGCAGGAGCGGAUGAACAUCGCGCUCAAGCUGGCGGAAACCGUGCAAGAGAACAACAAACAGCACGAGCAGAUUGAGAUCCUGGCGGAGAGGCUCAAGGCCAAGACCGCGGAGUGCGAGCGGACGGCGAAGGAGGCGGACGACAAGUACCGGACGCUGCGGCAGGAGACCCAGAAGCAGCUGCACGCGUUUGAAAACGAGGUCGCGGACCUCAAGACACGUGUCCAAGACCGCGAGGCGCGCACCGUCGAUCUCCGGACCGACCUGAGAGAGGCACGUGCCGAGAGGCAGAGGCUCCAGGAGAGUUUGCAGCGCGAGCAGCAGAACGCGAGCGAGCGGAGCGCGCACAUCAAGGAGGGCGAGCGGCGUCUCGCGGACGAGCAGGCGCGCGUGAAGCAGCUGACGGCCGCGCUCGCGGCCGCGACGCAGGCGGCCGAAGAAGCUAGAAAGACGGCGAAGCACAACAUCGAGGAGCACCGAGUUGAACUGGCGGCUGCUGUACAGAAAGAGACAAAGCGAACGGAAGAGGCGAAGCAGCGGAUCGCGGAACUGGAGGACGACCUGGAGGAUUGCAAGCGGCAGAUGCACAUGGCGGUCUCGAUGGCCAAGAAAGAAGCGGUGUCCGACCUGGAGAAGACGCGCGCGCGCGCGUCCGAGGACCUCGCGCGCGCGCGCAAGCAGAUGCUGGCGGACCACGAGCAGGUGGUCAAGCAGCUGACCAAGGACGUGGACGGAAUCCGGCGCGCGCUCGCGGCGGAAACGGAAAAGGUCGCCGAGCGCGAGCACGCGCUCGCGGACCUGCGCCGGCGCGAGCAGGAGGCGCGCGAGGAGAUCAGCGGGCUGCACGCAGAGCUGGACCACUUCACGGAGGUCAACGGCGAGAUCCAGAGCGACGCUCAGGCAGAGCAGCGCCAGAGACUGCGCGAGGAGAAGCGCGCGUCAGCCUUCGCGCACCAGGUGGCGUCACUCGAGGCCCAGCUGACGUCAGUGCGCAAGGAGAAGGCGGCCAGCGACAGCGCGCUCAAGGUCAAGCUGGAGGAGGCGCUCGAGGAACUUCGGGCGACCAUCGAGGAGCGCGACCAGGCCAAGCGCGCGCUCCAGGAGACCAAGUCCAAGACGCUAUCCUCCUCCACCAACCACUCCACUCUAGUUGCCGAGAACCGGCAGCUGCGGCAGCAGGCGGAGGAGCUCGCGCGCGCGAAGGCCGCCGCGCAGAAGGCCGCGAGCGACGCGGCCGCGGGGCUGCGCGUAAAGCUGGAGCAGGCGCAAGUGCAGGUGCGCGAGUGGGAGGCGGCGGCCGCGCGGCUCGAGUCCAAGAACGAACGGCUGCAGGCGCUGGUUGACGCCGAGCGCAAGGGCAGCGCCGCCCUCGCGAAGCAGUGCACUUCGGCCCUGCGCGCGCUGCACACCACGUCGCCCCCCCACCGCGCGCCCGACUACGCGCGCGCGCGCUCCUCGGACGGCGCCUUCGCGGCCGCGUCCGAGGGCGCCGUCCGCCGGAGCCCGCCGGAAACGGUCGAGCCGAUUCUCCUGAACUCCGAGGCGCGGGAUCUGGAGCUGGGCUCGGAAGGACGGAAUUCCGCUCCGGCGAAGGGAAUCGCCAGCCGCUUCUACGACUCCAUCGACGUGGGAGACGCGUGGACGCGACACGUGUCCGUCGAGGGUACCUUUGGGCGUCCGGUGGAGACUCGCCGGACGGAAUGGAAGUCAUACGGAUCGGACGAGCAGGUGAAACAGGUCGUCGUUUCAAUAGAGCCGCGCUACGAGCGGCGACCGGAUUCUAGAGCCGAGACGCCCGCCUUUUCGGACGCACCUUCGGACGGCCUCAAAGCAGAUCCGGACGCUCUAACAAGGGAGAUGUCCGGCGAUGACGUCGCUGGAGUUGAAAUUCGCUCGCGCAGAACCUCGAGGCGUGCUUCCGCUGGCGGAAUGUCGGUGUCUGAAAACGGAAUGGAUGAAGACCGUCCGGAACAGGGGCGUCCUAAUGCGCUCGAAGCUCUCUUGAACGACUUCGACGUUGAUAACGCAUCCGCUGACGGCGAGAGCAGCCGGCGCUUCUCACGAAACGGAAGGGCCAGCGGAAUGGCGGAGUCCGCCGGAAUGAAGAAGCCGGCGCUCAGUUUGGAGGACCUGGCGGACCUGGCGGAACCGUACUCGCCGCCGGUUUCGGACGGCGGAGCGUCCGAAGGCAAUGGGGAGCCGUACGAGAUGGGGCCUGAGGACUCCGAGUCGUGGAAGCAGGUGAACAGGAUUGCGAAGGUCGCGGCAAACGGGUCUUCCCGGCCGGCCAGCUCCCUAGGGCUGGAGACGGAACGGAGUCACAUCCCGGACGAUGACGAUGAGGCUUGA